This is a messenger RNA of Parnassius mnemosyne (clouded apollo), 870 nucleotides long. The record is from the annotation of a GenBank genome assembly. Lineage: Eukaryota; Metazoa; Arthropoda; Insecta; Lepidoptera; Papilionidae.
AUGAGCAAGGAGUCCAUACCCUUCACAUCGUUUGUCACGCAACAUGGGCAGUGGGAAUUUCUAAGAGCACCAUUUGGUCUCUCCGUAUCGCCGAAGUACUUCAUGAGGUUCAUCACCAUCAUAUUUAGAGACUUGAUACAAGAAGGUGUUAUGAUGAUAUUCAUAGACGAUAUUGUUAUUCCAGCGCAGACGAAGGAAGAUGCUGUACAGAGAUUAAGACGAGUGCUGGAGGUGGCUGCUGAGUACGGGCUUGAAAUCAACUGGAAGAAGGCGAGGCUGAUACACCACGAGAUUGAAUACUUGGGACAUCUGGUCAAAGACGGGCAGGUACAACCCAGUCCGGAUAAGAUUAAAGCAGUCGCACAAUACCCCGAGCCUGUGAAUGUCAAACAGAUCCAAAGUUUUGUCGGGCUGACUUCCUGUUUUAGAAAGUACAUAAGAGGCUAUGCACAGAUAGCGAGGCCGCCAACAGAUUUGAUGAGGAAAGAUGUGAAGUUUGUUUUUGGGCCUGAAGAGCGACAAGCGUUCAACAUUUUGAAGCAUAAGCUAACGAGUGAACCAGUACUGAUGAUUUUUGACCAGAAGCUGCAUACAGAACUUCAUUCAGAUGCAUCUAGCAUAGCUCUAGCCGCUAUUCUCAUGCAGAAGAAUGAAGAAGGAGAAAUUCACCCUGUAUAUUACAGGAGCAGACGGACGAAUGACAUUGAAAGGUGUUAUUCAAGUUAUGAGCUUGAGGCACUCGCAGUAAUAGAAGGUGUGAAAAAGUUUCACCACUACCUCUUUGGCAGGUACUUUAAGAUUGUCACAAACUGUGAGGCAUUGGAGCUUACCUUGAAGAAGAAGGAGCUAACACCAAAGGUGGGCAGGUGA